Messenger RNA from Brachypodium distachyon (stiff brome), 1567 nucleotides. Its product is annotated as homeobox protein knotted-1-like 2. The record is from RefSeq and is a predicted model, not a curated record. Gene Ontology annotation, biological process: regulation of DNA-templated transcription. Gene Ontology annotation, cellular component: nucleus. The transcript is spliced from 6 exons. Lineage: Eukaryota; Viridiplantae; Streptophyta; Magnoliopsida; Poales; Poaceae. Bases 112 to 1062 code for a protein of 316 amino acids. Gene Ontology annotation, molecular function: DNA binding.
CAACCGCCGAGAGUCGUUGCGCCUGCGCCUAGCCUUCCCCCACCCAGCGCCGCUCUCCCCUCCCCUCCACCCCCCGCGCGCCCACCCGGGGACGGACGGACGGAGGACUCGAUGUCGUUCCACUACCCCGACCACGGGCUCGCCAUGGACGCGGCGGCGGCGGCGGCAGCGGCCGCCUCGUCGCCCAACCCUAGCUUCUCCCCCGGCGGCGGCGGGGGCCUGGGCGUGGGCGUGGGCGGGGAGAGGGAGAAGGCGGCCAUCGCGGCCCACCCGCUGUACGAGCGGUUGCUGGAGGCCCACGUCGCCUGCCUCCGCGUCGCAACCCCAGUCGACCAGCUCCCCCGCAUCGACGCGCAGAUCGCGGCCCGCCCACCCCCGCUCGUCGCCGCCGCCGGCUCUGCCGGGGGGCCCUCCGGGGGCGAGGAGCUCGACCUCUUCAUGACACAUUAUGUAUUGCUGCUUUGUUCAUUUAAAGAACAACUCCAGCAACACGUUCGUGUUCAUGCAAUGGAAGCUGUCAUGGGUUGCUGGGAGCUUGAACAAUCUUUACAGAGUCUAACAGGGGCAUCUCCUGGUGAAGGCACUGGGGCAACCAUGUCUGAUGAUGAAGACAAUCAAGUGGAUAGCGAGACCAACUUGUUUGAUGGGAAUGAUGGGUCAGAUGGUAUGGGCUUUGGUCCCCUGAUAUUGACCGAGGGUGAACGAUCUUUGAUUGAACGUGUACGACAUGAGCUGAAGAGUGAGCUUAAGCAGGGGUACAAAGAAAAACUAGUUGAUAUCAGGGAAGAGAUCAUGCGAAAGCGGAGAGCUGGUAAACUUCCCGGGGAUACUGCCGCUACGUUGAAAGCUUGGUGGCAAGCACAUUCCAAGUGGCCAUACCCUACUGAAGACGACAAGGCUCGCCUGGUGCAGGAGACAGGGUUACAACUGAAGCAGAUCAAUAAUUGGUUCAUUAACCAGCGCAAACGGAACUGGCACAGCAGCAACGCAUCAUCCUCUAGUGAAAAGACCAAGAAGAAAAGAAACGUUACAGGUAAUGACGGCACGGAGCAAUCAUGGUAGACUGUGGUCUGAGAAGACACUAGACGUAAACAAUACCUUCAUCAUGAAGAAUGCAGUAUAUUCUCUCUCUCGCGUGUGCCCCCUCUGGGGCAACUAGAUGUGAAGACAACCCAUUCACAAGGAAGUUCAGUGAUGCAGUCUUUUGGCAAAGAAGUCAUCAAUAGUUGACUGAAAGGUGGUAGUGACUCUGGAAGUACAGUGUGACUGUUUGCUAAUGUGAUUUUAUGUAAGCACUUAUUGUAUAACCGAGGAAUGGGUGGGAGCAUUGUGCGGUGUAUGUAACUAUGUGCUCUAUUUAUUUUUGACAGGAAGUGUUGUAAUCUAUUUAUCAUGUAACAAAAUCAUAGGAAGAGUCUGAAGACAUACUGGGGUGUUCUGUGGGUGUGUACGGUAUGGUAUGAUGUCGCUGGUCUGAAACGACUUGGGAAACCAUUCUGUUUAAACUGUAUUUGGAAGUCUAAAUUAAGCUCAUAUGUGCAUACUCCAAUUAUGGAAUAUUUUGUAA